AUGUUUAAAAAGAUAUCAAAUUUAUUUCGAUCAACCCUUAAAACACCACCUUCUAUAAAUUUUAAACAGUUCUUUUCUCCCGUAACAAAUAUAUCACGACCGUUUUGUCCACCAGCUCCAUUAAUCCAUCAACAACGUACCUUUUUUGAUUUUGAUGCAUUGUCAUCACGAAGAUCUUAUACAGGACAUAAAGUGAAUAGAUAUACACAAAGACAGCUUUAUGACGUAGUUUCAAAUGUCGAUGAUUAUCAUCUUUUUAUUCCGUUUUGUACAAAUUCUGAAGUUUUAAAGACACAAUACAUUGACCGAAGAACAAAAAUUCUAACCGCUGCUCUAUGCGUGGGUUUUCAAGGGUUUUCAGAAACAUAUGUUUCAGAGGUAACAUGCGAAAGACCACAUCUUGUACAGGCAAUUGCUUCUUCUGAUGCUCUUUUUAAGCAUCUGACAACGACGUGGACAUUUACUCCAUAUGAGGAGUUUCCAUUAACUCAUUGCAAUCUAAAUUUUUCUUUAGAAUUUGAAUUCGCAUCGUCCUUACACGCACAAGUCGCUAAUGUAUUUUUUGGCCAAGUUAAUGAAUUAAUAAUAACUGCGUUUGAAGAAAGGUGUAACCAGAUUUACGGUUCUCCUAUAAGUUUACAGUCUAGCGACGACGAAUAA
Messenger RNA from Cetraspora pellucida, 660 nucleotides. NCBI's taxonomy places the organism in Eukaryota, Fungi, Glomeromycota, Glomeromycetes, Diversisporales, Gigasporaceae. The record is from the annotation of a GenBank genome assembly.